This is a messenger RNA of Pecten maximus, 825 nucleotides long. RefSeq lists its product as uncharacterized. NCBI's taxonomy places the organism in Eukaryota, Metazoa, Mollusca, Bivalvia, Pectinida, Pectinidae. Bases 88 to 825 code for a protein of 245 amino acids. The record is from RefSeq and is a predicted model, not a curated record. The transcript is spliced from 4 exons.
UUUAAACGAUGUGAAGCACCCAACCUGCUGAUCAACAAGAUCAUCCUCGGACUACACCUACACCAAGUGUAAGCGUUCAGUUCAGCAAUGCCUUUUCUAGCAGCACUACUCGUUCUAUCAACAUUAGUUGUAUGCAUACAUGGUAGCGGCUUGAACACACAAGAACUGAAUUAUUUCCAAGUAAGCGGUUCCUACAAUGCUACAGUAUCUGUAACCGAAAGUACGGAUCGGUACACAAUCAUUGCCUCCGGGGAGCCUGAUCACGUUUGGGGAAAUGUCAACCCGAAUAGACCGCUCAAUCAGAAUUUCAAUAUUCCAAUACCGAAAAGUCCGACAACAGAGGCUGUCCCGGGUUGUCUGUCCUUAGGUGUCAUUGGCAUUGCCAGGACUGGUGUGGCUCUUUUUAACCCCCUUGAUGUCAACAAUGAGAAUGCCGUGGAAGGUUCUGGUGCGGAGAGACUGGACAACUGUGAUGGACAUGCAGAUCAAUUCGGGGUCUACCACUACCACAAACUACCUUUCAACUGUUUAUAUAGAGGCAAUACUGACGAGUUCAUGGGUGUGGCCAUGGACGGUUAUCCGAUUUACGGACCUAAAGUAAUGGAAAAUGGAGUCGUCAAGAACCUAACAUCAGCCGACCUGGAUAAAUGCCAUGGUAGGGUUGCGUCGAAUGGACGAUACCGGUAUCACAUGACCUUUACUUUCCCGUACAUCCUCGGCUGUUUUAGGGGCAGUUUACUGUACGACAGGGCACGCACACAGGCCAUAUGUUCUUCGAACACUUCAGGUGAUUAUCAGUUAAUCUCAUACAGUGUAUAUAUAUAG